AUGUCUGCCGCUCCCACAACCGCCACUCCUCCCGUCGCCUUCAACAGGCUCAAGCAGAUCGCUACCGAUGCUUGCCAAUCAGCGAUUGGUUCCGCAGAGUUCUACGACCAUGCUAAGACCGAACAAUGGAAUAGCGCCAUUAUUUCCUCAGUUCUCAAGGCCGUCAUCUCCGAGUCCACCCCUCAAGGCGGUUCCGCACCCGCUUACAAGUUCGCCUGUAACUCGACGAUUGUCCAGCACCUCGUUCCUACCUCGUCCCUGAACAAGUCCAAGGGCACCACCGCCAACUCCGAGGAGCCGCACAUCUCCACGAGCGCCGAGACUACCGGUACCGACGGCAAGCCUCACGUUGGACGCCGCGGCAUGCACAGCGCCACUGGUGCCUACUGGGAUGAAAAGAAGGACGGCAUGUGGUCGUACAAGUACGACGGAGGUGAAGGCAAGGGGAUGGAUGUUGUCAUCAUGCUCAUCUGGGUUGCUAUCUAA
Molecule: messenger RNA, 486 nt
Organism: Colletotrichum chrysophilum
Lineage: Eukaryota; Fungi; Ascomycota; Sordariomycetes; Glomerellales; Glomerellaceae
Exons: 4
Coding region: 1-486 (161 amino acids)
Biological process (GO): microtubule-based movement
Cellular component (GO): cytoplasmic dynein complex; cytoplasm
Molecular function (GO): dynein intermediate chain binding
Source: RefSeq, a predicted model, not a curated record